AUGGGUGACCAACAUUCUCAUCCUCCAGCCCCGGAUAUAGCAAUUCUCAGCGACUCCAUUCAGGUUCACGCUUCGAGCAUAUCCGCAGAGCAAACCUCGGCCGAGCAGUCACUUCUGGAGCCUUAUGCACGCUUCCGGCAAGAUCCUCUCAAUGCUCUGCAGGAGCUCGGUCUCCACUUGGCUGGAAGGGAAUGGCGAAGCUACGACAGGGUCAUCGGCCAGCGCAUAUUCUAUCCUGGCUUCAGCGAGGAGAUGACGGCUAUGGUGAUGCAGCAGAAGAAGCUGCGAGAUAGGAUCGCUGACCUUGCACAGAAGAGGGUCGAGGUUGAGAUACAUGAGGGUUCGCUGGGCGCAAAAGGUCUGGAUGGAGAAGAGCAGGAACACAGGACUCGGCGGCUGGCGAGAAGACGAGAGAUCGAGGAGCAGUUGCGAGGCGUGGCGGAGAAGUGGACAGAUCAGAUGAUUUGCAAGAUGGACAGCAACUGGUUCAUUCGUUCCGCUUACUACAUCGCCACUCAACUUCUGACUAGAGCAUAUCACCAAGGCAUUCACGUUAAUAGCGAUGAGGUGCUGCAUCUGAGAAGUGUGGCGGAGGAGGCGGCGAAGAAGAAACAGUCUAUUAUCUUCUUGCCUUGCCAUAGAUCACAUGUCGACUACGUAUCGUUACAGCUCAUCUGCUACCGACUUGGCCUGGCUCUACCUACCGUCGUUGCAGGCGAAAACUUAAACUUUCCUGUCAUCGGACCAUUCCUACAGCAUGCUGGCGCGAUGUGGAUCCGGCGGUCAUUUGGAGAUGAUCAGCUGUAUGCAACGCUUGUGCAGGCGUACAUGGACACCUUACUGCAAAACGGCUUCAAUAUCGAAUGCUUCGUGGAGGGUGGUCGUUCAAGAACUGGCAAGUUACUACAGCCGAAGUUCGGCAUAUUGAGCUACUUCCUGGAAAGCAUACUUUCCGGCUCCAUCGAAGAUGCAAUUAUCUGCCCUGUCAGUACGCAGUACGACAAGGUCAUUGAGGUGGACUCGUACGUUCGUGAGCUGCUAGGACAACCGAAACCCAAGGAAGACCUCGUGUCCUUUCUGUCUGCUUCAAACGUCCUUUCACUCAAGCUUGGACGUGUCGACGUACGCUUCAAAGAGCCAUGGAGCUUGCGAGGCUUCAUGGACCAGCAGCGAUCACGGCUACAUAAGCAGUCUGCCAGUUUGCAGACUAUGUAUGACGAUGCGCUGAGGAGGAAGCUGCUUACUACACUCGGCUACAAGGUCCUCAAGGACAUUAAUGAUGUGUCAGUCGUUAUGCCUACAGCGUUGGUAGGCACUGUCUUACUGACACUGCGAGGCCGUGGUAUUGGAAAGUCAGAACUGGUCCGUCGAGUCAACUGGUUGCGUGAACGAGUACGCGCUCAGGACGGCCGUGUCGCGCAUUUUGUCGGCUUGGAGACCGAAGCUGUGGUGGAAAAGGCCUUAGAAGUCCUUGGCCCGAAAUUAGUUGGCAGUGUACCCGAUCUGCCAGAGCCGACCUACUAUGCCGAGGAUCGAUUCCAGCUGAGCUUCUACCGCAACAUGACGAUACAUCUGUUUAUAUCCCAGGCUCUGGUUUGUGCUGCGGUGUAUACGAAGGUCAAGCGCGGCGGCCAUGAGCAGGGACAGCGUGUGCCGUACGCUGAGCUAGAGGACUAUGUGCAUUUCCUCAGCCAGCUGUUCAGGGCAGAAUUCAUAUAUCCUACCGAGGCACUAAGUGAGACCUUGUCAAGCACCAUCGCAGGCCUAGAGAAGGAUGAGGUCCUGCAGAGAUCCCAAGAAAGUAGCGGGCGCAUAGAGGUAUCUUAUGUUGAACUACAUCCCAAGGAGCGCUCGGACGGUCGAGAAAACUUCGACUUCUACUGCUUCAUGAUCUGGCCCUUCAUCGAAGCUAGCUGGCUCGGAACGAUCAGCAUCUUCAUGCUCACGCCACCACGAGACUACCAUGACUUUGAGGCCUGGCUCGACUUCAAAGCUUUCCAGGACCGAGCUCAGCUGCUGGGCAAGACGCUGUAUCACCAGGGAGAUCUUUCUUACUUCGAAGCCGUCAACAAAGAAGCUCUCAAGAAUGCAAUUAGUCGCGCUGAGGAGGAAGGCAUCAUCGUCGUGAAGCGCAGCAGAGACCCCAAAGUGCCACCAAGAGUACGUCUGGAUCUGGAAUGGCUGCCACCAAGAGAUGAAGCCGGCAAACUAGUGCCAGAUGGACGAUUGUGGGAGUUAUGCGAGCGUAUAAGUCAAAGCCGCAAAAAAGGCAAGAAUCGGCGAGAUGGUGCCACGGUCAAGACGCGGGUCCUGGCUCUGGCACAUUCGGUUGGUGCGAGCUUGUUUGAUUGUGCUGUCUGGGACGCUGAAGGCACGGGAAGCAAAAGCAAAAGACGAAGAGGCAUUCAAACCAGAGCGCAGUUGUAA
Molecule: messenger RNA, 2427 nt
Organism: Recurvomyces mirabilis
Lineage: Eukaryota; Fungi; Ascomycota; Dothideomycetes; Mycosphaerellales; Teratosphaeriaceae
Exons: 1
Coding region: 1-2427 (808 amino acids)
Biological process (GO): glycerol-3-phosphate metabolic process; fatty acid metabolic process; phospholipid biosynthetic process
Cellular component (GO): mitochondrial membrane
Molecular function (GO): glycerol-3-phosphate O-acyltransferase activity
Source: RefSeq, a predicted model, not a curated record